Molecule: messenger RNA, 1665 nt
Organism: Verticillium alfalfae VaMs.102
Lineage: Eukaryota; Fungi; Ascomycota; Sordariomycetes; Glomerellales; Plectosphaerellaceae
Exons: 7
Coding region: 1-1665 (554 amino acids)
Source: RefSeq, a predicted model, not a curated record
AUGGUCCGUGUCAUACUGACAAUGUAUUGCAGAAUCUCUUGUUCGCGCCGCGAGGACGUGGACGUCGUAGCACAAUAUCAAGAAAGCCCAAAAUCAUUGUCUGCUAUAGAAGCCAAAUUGCUCGAGACUCAACGGGAGACACAGGAUGCGUUACGUCAGUUAACGCGCCUCGUUCAAUCGGUCACAGACCGAAUGGACGACAGGACCAGUCGUGGGAACCCCUCAGAAGAAGAGAGAGAACCCCCGGUCAAUGAUGAGGCUGCCUCCUUGCCUGAAGGCGAUGAGUCUGGCCCCGGCCGAAUAUUGGACCCUGCGGACUACGCUGUCAGCUCCGCGCCAGUCGUAGUACUCCGCGAGAUUGGCCGCCGGUACACGGGUGUUUACACGAGACCGCGAAGCCUUGCUAAGGGCGACCUGGUGCAUGAUGCUAUCUUGUCCGAAACAGAAGCAUAUGAGCUCAUCAGAACUAUGUGCUGCCUGCAGGCCAUACCACACCGGCCCGACCUCGUUGUGGAUGCCGUUCAUCAAAAGGUUCAUGACCGCGUCAGGAUGUCCCUAGGCCAGGUUCUCCUGAUCAGUCCUUUGACCCUGGAGGAAAUCUAUGGAAUCUUCCUCAUGAGCGACAAUGGAUCUUCUGCCAAGCAUCUCAACUCUGAGUAUAUCGACAGUUGGGUCUUGACAGGCUACUGCGCCAAGCAAGCCAUGUUGAGCAUCAGCUUCUCAAGCAUUGUCAACAAAAUCAAGAACGAAACUGCCAAUUUGGAAGACCAAAAAGCCGUUCGGUUGUGGUCUACAAUAUCGUUGCAUCACCUGCACUGGGCAGCCACCACAGGCCGGCCUUCCGUCAUCCCUAAGGACUACCUGGACCACUGCAACAUUCUGCUGAGUUUCUAUGACGCCUCCAUGCAGGAUGGUAUGCUGGUAGCCGAGGCUUCUCUGUAUUCCUCCCUCCUCAGCAAGCUAGAGAAACGCCAGCCGCGAAAGUUUAUUGCCAGUAGCACUUAUUUCGCCGACUGGGAAGCGCGCUGGCGCCACUUACUUGACCUUCCAACGGCGCUAAAGCUCAAGAUCGGCCAUCACUCCGCGUCUCUCAUUCUCAUAAUGAGAUCCCUCCAGGAGCUCGAUGAAGGCCUAUCAUCCAACAUAUUCAUGUCCAACCAUGCCACAACCUCUCAGGCCUUCGACGAUGCCGCUUCCCGAACCACUGCGGAUUCCCCAAAUACGGCUGAGAAGGCGAAAGCGGACCUCAGAGUGGAUGCCUGUUCCUCUCUCGGCUCCAACAUGUGCCUCCGUCUGGUCUACGGCGCUUUGAUCCUCUCGCACUACGGCGAGACAGUCUCCAAUUUCCCGGAUCGCAGCGCCGCAGACCUUGUCGCGCAAGUCAGUUACUGGGUGGGCCAAGAUCCCAGCAAGUCAUGGGCGGGCAGGUUCGGCAACCUCGCCCAGCAGAAACUUUUGCCUCGCCUCGACGGCAGCCAGCAGAUCAUGGCCGGAGCUGCUCUCACAGAUAGCGUCACAAGAGUGACUGAAAUGUUGGCACCGGACGGAGUGGCUCGUGGGGCGAACACCGUGGCCCACGAGUAUGAGAUAGACUGGAGCGAAAUGUUUCCUAAUAUGGAGGACUUUUUUGCCGGUGGAUUUCUUGGCUAUGGGGCGGAGCCUUGA